UUCACAACUAAUGUCACUAAUUGCGCAUGUACAAGUUAAUUGUUCUUAUUACAAUAUCAAAGUUUUUUUUAUGAAUAGGAAAAAAUCGAUGCGAAAAUUAUUUUGGAGCAGGAAUUUCAAAUGUUGAGAAAUGUACAUUGAAUAUUGAUAAAGCAAAACAAAGAUUUUCGUUACCGUGUAAGGUCAAAAUCGAUCAAGGCUUCUUGGUUAGUAUCUAUAUCCGGUGUACUGAUGAAACAUAAUCUGAGUCUUGAGCUUUUUAAAAUCGAUUCUAAAAAGAAGUGCUCCUUUGAAGGGAGGAAUUCCACUUACAGAUACCGGUACAUCUAUAGACGUCACAAGGUGGUUUCCCAUAUUUAUAUCUGACGUCGUAGGAAAUGGGUAGCACAGUGCUUUGUGGAUCUGCUUUGACGACACUGACGAAAAAUUGGGACGGUAUUCAAUAAAGUUGGUUGCAAAAAUGAGAACAUUUAUACAUACCAUUCUGCUGACCGUUCUUUAUCUACAAGGAUACAUGGUGGUUGUUUGUUUGGUGAGUUUUGGAGGGCGAUGUAGAAGUUUGGAGGGCAACAUGUACACUUGUUCUUCUCCUUUUUUUUGUAAUUAUGAUAAUUGUAUGUGUCAAGAACAGAUUUCCCAUUAUUUUGAUCCAAACGACCAAAGUUGUAAACCAAGAGAUUUUGUUAACAUCGCAAAAGGAAAGCCCACCUCAAUGUCUGCUGCAGAAUAUGUCGAGCAUGCGCAUUCUUGGAGAGCUAAUGAUGGGAAUUAUGGGGCAGGUGUUGGUCAAUGUGCAUUCCCACAUAUAGAUGUUGUUCCUAGUUGGUGGAAGGUGAAUCUACUAGCCUAUUACGAGAUUCAUCGGGUAAUCAUUUAUAGUAACUAUCUAGGCCAACACUGUAGAAUGACUCUGUUAGGAGGCAAUUAUAGAGGACAUGUUAAUAUAACCAAAUCAGGUAAAACAUGUCAGGCUUGGAGUUCGGUAACCCCACACAAACAUCAUUUUAGUGAGACACUGGGUGACCAGGAUAACUAUUGUCGUAAUCCAGAUACUGAACCGCAAGGUCCAUGGUGCUAUACAACUGAUGUCAACUCUAGAUGGGAGUAUUGUGAUGUACAUUAUUGUGUUCGUCCGUUUAGAGAAUAUACAGUAGAAGUCCUUUCCGGACCAAAAGUAUUUUUGUGUAACGAUAGUUCUGAGACAAGGAACGUUUACCUUGACUCAACUUGUGCUAGCAAUACAAUAGGAAGAGAAGUGAGGAUUACCACCAAAGGACAUACACUAUUACUGUGUGAAGUAGAUAUUAAUGGGACAUUAGUCAAUUUAUAUAAAGCAAGUUGUGUGACGGACAUUAAACCUGAAGAAUGUAUCACUCCGCUGAAGUGUUCGGCAGAUGGUUUUUGUGAUUGUGAAUCGCCAGCAACACAGUUUUACAAUAGAAAUAAUAAUACUUGCAUUGAAAGAAAUACAUACAAAAUGAACUGCUCAUCAAUGAAGGAAGAUACGACAUGUUACAAUAAUCUGGUUUGUGUUACUGGUAUUUGUGAUUGUGAGAUUCCCGCCAUGCAGUAUCACGAUCCCUAUGAUAAAAGUUGUAAAGGAAAGAAUACAUACAAAGAGAAUUGCACAACACUAGUUGGAGAUUCCACAUGUUUCAAUAAUAUGGUUUGUGUUUCUGAUAUUUGUGAUUGCGAGUUUCCCGUCAUGCAGUACAACGAUCAUCAUGAUAAAAGUUGUAAAGCAAAGAGUACAUACAACGAGACUUGCUCUACACCAGUUGGAGAUGCCUCAUGUUACAAUAAUAUGGUUUGUGUUUCUGGUAUUUGUGAUUGUGAGAUUCCCGCAACGCAGUAUCACUAUCCCUAUGAUAAAAGUUGUAAAGCAAUAAGUACAUACAACGAGGCUUGCUCUACACUAGUUGGAGAUUCCACAUGUUACAAUAAUAUGGUUUGUGUUUCUGAUAUUUGUGAUUGUGAGAUUCCCAGCAUACAGUAUCAUGAUCCCUUUGAUAAAAGUUGUAAAGCAAAGAGUACAUACAAAGAGACUUGCUCAACACUUAUUGGAAAUUCCACAUGCUACAAUAAUAUGGUUUGUGUUUCUGAUAUUUGUGAUUGUGAGAUUCCAGCCACGCAGUAUCAUGAUCCCUCUGAUAAAAGUUGUAAAGCAAAGAGAACUUACAACGAGACUUGCUCAACACUAGUUGGAGAUACCUCAUGUUACAAUAAUAUGGUUUGUGUUUCUGAUAUUUGUGAUUGUGAGAUUCCCGCCAUGCAGUAUUAUGAUCCCGAUGAUAAAAGUUGUAAAGCAAGGAGUACAUACAAAGAGAAUUGCACAACACUAGGUGGAGAUUCCACAUGUUACAAUAAUAUGGUUUGUGUUUCUGAUAUUUGUGAUUGUGAGAUUCCCGCCUUGCAGUAUCACGAUCCCUCUGAUAAAAGUUGUAAAGCAAUAAGUACAUACAACGAGGCUUGCUCUACACUAGUUGGAGAUUCCACAUGUUACAAUAAUGUGGUUUGUGUUUCUGAUAUUUGUGAUUGUGAGAUUCCCGCCAUGCAGUAUCAUGAUUUCUAUGAUAAAAGCUGUAAAGCAAUCAGUACAUACAACGAGAAUUGCUCUACACCAGUUGGAGAUGCCUCAUGUUACAAUAACAUGGUUUGUAUUUCUGGUAUAUGUGAUUGUGAGAUUCCCGCCACGCAGUAUCACUAUCCAUACGAUAAAAGUUGUAAAGCAAUGAGUACUUACAAAGAGACUUGCACAACACUUAUUGGAGAUUCCACAUGUUACAAUAAUAUGGUUUGUGUUUCUGAUAUUUGUGAUUGUGAGAUUCCCGCCAUGCAGUAUCACGAUCCCUAUGCUAAAAGUUGUGAAGCGAUAAGAGGAUACAAAGAGAAUUGCUCUACAUCAGUUGGAGAUUCCACAUGUUUCAAUAAUAUGGUUUGUGUUUCUGGAACUUGUGAUUGCCCGAUUCCCGCAAUGCAGUAUUACGUGUUUCAUGAUAAAAGUUGUAAAACAAGAGCAAAAUAUAAAGAAUCGUGUCAAACAUUAGAAGAUGGUUCAAAUUGUUAUGGCAAUAUGAUUUGUGUGAGUGGUGUUUGUGGUUGUAACACCACCCAGUAUUAUAACCCAAAUGUUCAUAGUUGUAAUGAAACUGGAAGAUACCACGACCCUUGUUCAACAGCGGUUAGAAAUAUAAGUUGUUACCCUCCUUUGCUUUGUUCGUCCAGUGUAUGCCAUUGUGAACUGCCAGCAAUGAUGCAUUAUGACUCCGAUGAUAACACAUGUAACGAUGCUAGUUUCAAUGCGGAGGAGUUCAUAAAUGAUACAAAGGGAUUUGGAAAUAUUGUAGGAGCGACAAUGGAUUCAAUUCAUCAUAUGCAUAUAGAGAUAGAAGAGAAAGAGCAUAUAAUUGAAGAAAUGGUUACAGUUUUAGCUGUGUUACCUACAGAAAACGAAGCAGAAAUGGAAAAUGUCUUAGAAGCUUCGAACCAAAUUUCUAAGGAAGCAGAUGCCUUAUCAGAUAACGUUCAGGAUGCGUUACUUAAUGUUAUGGACAAGAUAUCUGAUCAGAUAUCACAUUCAGAUGUCAAUAAAAGUGAACCGGGGAAAGUAGAAAAUAUGGUCAGGUCACUUUUUGAUUCGAGUUCCAAUCUUUUGGAUUUAAAUCAUGUACCUGAACGUCAUACUGUAAAAGAAAAGGUUAUAGUGGAAGAUAAAUCUGAAACUGAAACUGAAGAUGUCAUACAUGUAGAAGAAACAGAACCUGAACAAGAAGUUCCAUAUGAAAGUCCAGAGGAACAACAAGAAACACAGGUACAAGAAACAGAGGCAGAAAUCAAGGCGAGAGAAAAGAAGAUCGAAAGAACAAAGAAGCUCCUUCACACAGUUGAUAUCAUUGCUGAUUCAGCACUUAAAACUCUGUCAGACGAUGAACCUAAGACAAUGGAAUUCUCAACAAAGACCAUGAAUUUAGUAGUUGGAGUUUCCAAAUUAAACAACUCAACGAACACUUCAACAGAUAUAAGCACUUCCAGGAAAAUUGGUAACAAAACCGUCACUAGUUCCUUCAAACUUCCACCAGAAAUAAAAGAACAACUAAAAGAAGCUAGUAAGAAUGGAUUUAAAUUUCAGAUGCUUUUCUCAGACAAGAAUCCAAGAUCUUGGGACAAGUCGUCUGCAUAUAUUAAUUCUCCAAUGAUAUCGCUAAUUCUUAAGGAUUUAAACCAAAAAACACUUGGUGUAACUAAAUUACCAAAGCCGAUCAUCAUUGACAUACCUAUUGGAAGAAACGAAAAAUACAGCGAAUUUAUUUUGAAUUCCCAAGUUGAUAACUUCAUACGUCUUAAAGUGAAACAGCCAGCAAACAUGUUUUACAUGUUGAAGCUUAUGACAGAUGGUCCACAGUAUAAUAUGUCAGUAAAGAUUGCAAUAGAAUUUCAUAAACAGGUGUCUUUGUCAGAUGCUGAAAAUGGGACGCUCAUUAAUAAUACACAAAUAGGAUUUUUAAAAGAACCUGAAAAGAAAUCGCUAUACUGGAGUAUAGGAGUUAUCGUCAGCGAUAGAAGCGAUGGGAAUAUUAGUCAGAAUAUAUCUGUUAAAAUUUCCUCGACUGGAAUUAAUUGUCGAUAUUGGAAUAACACUAUCGGAAAAUGGGUACCAGAGGGAUGUCAGGUUUCACCUGUUUCAUCAAGCGAGACAUUAGAGUGUGAAUGUGAUCAUCUUACCGAUUUUGCUGGAGGAGUUUUCGUACGCAGGUAG
This is a messenger RNA of Mytilus trossulus (common blue mussel), 4756 nucleotides long. RefSeq lists its product as uncharacterized. NCBI's taxonomy places the organism in Eukaryota, Metazoa, Mollusca, Bivalvia, Mytilida, Mytilidae. Bases 461 to 4756 code for a protein of 1431 amino acids. The record is from RefSeq and is a predicted model, not a curated record. The transcript has 28 exons.